CUUCUUUUUGUGGAAAUUUUAUAUUAAAAAAUCAACAAAAAAAGAAAUGAUUGGUUUAAUAGCUUCAGCAGUUGAAUGCAGUUAUCUUACAGUAGCUACCUUCUCUGCUUUAUUUUCACUUCUUCAGCCAAAAAUUAAAUCUUCCCUUAUUUUAAUUUCAAUUCCAAUUUUGGCAGCAUUAGCCCCAACUACUUUAGCCGCUAAUAAAAUUGUUUCUGAGGAUGGAGAGAAUGAAGGAAUUGAUAUGGCUAAAAGUAUUUUAAAUUGA
Messenger RNA from Meloidogyne enterolobii, 268 nucleotides. NCBI's taxonomy places the organism in Eukaryota, Metazoa, Nematoda, Chromadorea, Rhabditida, Meloidogynidae. The record is from the annotation of a GenBank genome assembly.